GUUUGAAAUGCUUUCAGCACUCACUUCCCUCCAUCUCCCUCAUCAUCAUCAUCAUCUUCUCCACACCUUCACCUCCCCAUUUGAGCUCAAACAACUCCAUGCCCAUCUCAUCAAAACCAACACCCCCCUCUCUUCCCUCCCCCUCACCCGGAUCGCCUUCGCUUGCUCCCUCACUCCCUCCUUCUCCUACGCCCACAAACUCUUCCACCACCUCCAAAACCCCGAGAUCACCGCCUGGAAUUCCUGCCUCAAAGCCUUCGCCGAAGGCGAAAACCCCGCUGAUGCAUUGCUCCUCUUCCACCAGCUGCAUUGCUUCAAUGUAGCUCCUGAUCAUUUCACCCUCUCUUUCGUUCUAAAGGCGUGCACUCGCUUGGUGGAUUUUAACACCGGCAGAGUGCUGCAUUGCUUCGUUGAGAAGCUUGGGUUUCGGUCCAAUCUGUUUUUGGUGAACAUGAUUCUGAAUCUGUAUGCGUUAUGUGGGGAGACUUGGGAUGCACGGAAGAUGUUCGACAGAAUGCCGCAGAGAGAUGUUGUGACGUGGAACAUAAUGAUGACUCUGUUGGUGAAGAGAGGUGAUAUGGAGGAGGCUUAUGGGCUGUUUUCGGGGAUGAAGGAGAGAAACGUGAGGUCAUGGACGCUGAUGAUUUCGGGGUUUGCGCAGAGCGGGAAGCCUAAGGAGGCCGUUCGUGUGUUUUUGGAGAUGGAGGAGGCGGGUGUGAGGGCGAAUGAGGUGACUGUAGGGGCGGUUCUUUCGGCGUGUGCUGAUUUGGGUGACUUGGAUUUGGGAAGGAGAGUUCAUGAGUUCUCGAGCCGGAGUGGGUUUAGGAGAAAUGUUUGGAUUUGUAAUACGCUGAUUGAGAUGUAUGCCAAAUGUGGGUGUCUGGAGGAUGCUCGUAGGGUUUUUGAUGGGAUGAAAGAGCGAACGGUUGUGUCGUGGUCGGCUAUGAUUUCGGGCUUAGCCAUGCAUGGGCAGGCUGAGGAAGCUUUGAGGCUUUUCUCAGACAUGAUUGAGAGAGGGAUGGAGCCAAAUCAUGUGACUUUUGUUGGAUUAUUGCAUGCUUGUAGCCACAUGGGGUUUGUCGAUAAGGGUCGUGAGUUCUUUGCCAGUAUGACUGCAGAUUAUGGUAUAGUUCCAAAAAUUGAGCAUUAUGGUUGUAUGGUUGAUCUCUUAAGCCGGGCAGGGCUCCUUCAUGAGGCUCACGAGCUUAUCAUGAACAUGCCUAUCAAACCUAAUGGUGUUGUGUGGGGAGCUCUCCUUGGUGGAUGCAAAGUUCACAGAAACAUUGAACUGGCUGAAGUAGCAACAAAGCACCUUGCUGAACUGGAUCCACUGAACGAUGGAUACUAUGUUGUCUUAUCAAACAUUUAUGCGGAGGCACAACGGUGGGAGGAUGUGACGAGAGUGAGAAGGCUAAUGAGGGAUCGAGGGGUGAAGAAGACGCCUGGGUGGAGUUCAAUCACAGUAGAUGGAGUGGUCCAUGAGUUUGUUGCUGGGGAUGAAACCCAUCCUCAAGCCGAGGAGAUCAUCCAAAAGUGGGAGAAGCUACUUGAAACAAUGAAGAUGAAGGGUUAUGUGCCCAAUACUUCAGUUGUUCUACUAGACAUGGAAGAGGAUGAAAAGGAGAAAUUUCUCAAUCGCCAUAGUGAGAAAUUAGCACUGGUGUUUGGGCUGAUCAAAACGAAGCCUGGAACACCAAUUCGAAUUAUGAAGAAUCUUCGCGUUUGUGAGGACUGUCAUGCUGCUUUAAAACUAGUAUCAGAAAUUGCUGACAGAGAGAUAGUUGUGCGUGAUAGAAAUCGGUUCCAUUGUUUCAAAAAUGGUUCUUGUUCCUGCAGGGAUUACUGGUGAUAUAGGGUCUUAGAAAAGUACAUUAUACAUUUUGGCUAACAUUAUUGUAGUCAUUUGUCAAAGAAACUGGGAAUGUACAUCUGUAUGCUACUCUUAUCUGUAACAAAGCACGAUUCAAA
Messenger RNA from Argentina anserina (silverweed cinquefoil), 1968 nucleotides. Its product is annotated as pentatricopeptide repeat-containing protein At5g66520-like. The record is from RefSeq and is a predicted model, not a curated record. The coding region runs from base 8 to 1849 and encodes 613 amino acids. NCBI's taxonomy places the organism in Eukaryota, Viridiplantae, Streptophyta, Magnoliopsida, Rosales, Rosaceae. The transcript has a single exon. Gene Ontology annotation, molecular function: zinc ion binding; protein binding.